GAGAGAGAGAGAGAGAGAGAGAGAGAGAGAGAGAGAGAGAGAGAGAGUGGAGAGUGUGUGAAAUGUUUUAACAGUCUCUAUCAAAAGUUGCAGCUCACAGCAGCAAAGAGCAGGGUAAUGGAGCCACAACAGAUCAGAGAGGGAUACUUGGUGAAAAAGGGUACAGUGCUAAACUCCUGGAAAGCUGUGUGGGUGGUGCUGUCAGAUGAUGGGGUGGAAUUCUAUAAAAAGAAAACAGACCAUUCUCCCAAAGGAAUGAUUCCCCUGAAGGGAGCCACACUCAUCAGUCCUUGCCAGGAUUUUGGCAAGAGGACGAUGGUUUUCAAGAUUACCACAGAGAAGAAGCAGGAUCACUUCUUCCAAGCCUCGCAUGUGGAGGAGAGAGAGUUUUGGGUCAAGGACAUCAAGAGGGCCAUUACCUGCAUACAGGGAGGAAAAAAGUUUGCCAGGAAGUCCACAAGACGCUCCAUUCGCCUGCCUGAAACAGUCAACCUGACUGAGCUGUACACACUGAUGAAAGACCAAGAUGAUGGAGUGAGAGAGUUAAAACUGGAGCAGGACAAUCGUGUCUUCAACCACUGUUUCACCGGUGCAACAGUGGUAGAGUGGCUGAUUUCAAAAGGAAAAGCGAGAAAUAGACCUGAGGCCCUCAUGUUAGCAACAGGGCUCCUGAAUGAGGGUUUUCUCCAGCCUGCGGGUGACAUGUCAAAAGGAGCAGAGAGUGCAGAGCAAACAGCCUUCUUAGAUCACACAAAUGCUCUUUAUUACUUUGCAGACAGUGGGUUCUUCUGUGAAGGCUACUCUAGUGAUGAAGAUGUGCUUUUGAAGGAAGAAUUCAGAGGAAACAUCAUAAAACAGGGCUGUUUACUUAAACAGGGACAUAGGAGAAAAAACUGGAAGGUCAGAAAGUUCAUACUGAGAGACGACCCCGCUUACAUGCAUUAUUAUGACCCUACAAAGGGUGAUGACCCCCUGGGCUCAAUCCAUCUCCGUGGAUCUGUAGUUACAGCUGUGGAGUAUGUGCCUGAUGCCAAAAAAUACGACAUUGACGGCAACCUCUUUGAGAUCAUCACCUCUGAUGAGACUCACUACUUCCUCCAAGCUGCUACAGCCGAGGAAAGAAAAGAGUGGAUCAAAGCAGUACAGGCAGUGUCAAAAGGUGGAAAAUAACAAGAGCAGUAGAGCAGCUGUGCAAUAUAUGCCAGCCACAGCUGAAUCUCUUGAUUGUAAAAUCUCAAAUUGUAAAUGUCUAUUACAUUUAACAGUGUGUCAUCUCAGUAUAACUGAAUUAUUAUCUUAACAUAGUGCUGUCAUACUAGAGUAACUGGCAAAAUUUACUCCUCUAUACACUAUCAAACUAAUGUUUUUGUGUAACUACUUAAUUUAACAAGUUUAACAGUAGGAUGAUAACAUUUGAUCAAUGUCUCAUUAUGUUUUUGUAUGCAAAUGAUCAAACAGUAUUGUGUAUUAGUAAGAACCUAGCAAUAUGAUAUGUAUCACAAUGGAAAGAAUAUAUAAAUAAAAACAAAAGUACAAAAUCUCAGUAAUAACAGGUUAUCAAUAGGUUAAUCUCACAAAAAUCUGGUUAUUUCAAGUUAAAGGUUUAUCAAUAAAAAUGGAGUAAUUUCACUAUAUGUAAAAUAAUAUUAGAUAUGGUGUUAUAUAGUUCAAAUUUAUAAUAAAACUACUAAUACCACUAAUUCUAAGUUUAAAAGUAAAAAUGUUGUACUAAUGUUUUUCCCCAUUAUAACCUUAAAUUAGUUUUUACCCACCAUUAUGCCAUAACAGAAAUGAAACCUCAUUAUCACAAGCUAUUACCAGGCUAUUAAUACCUGUGUAAUUGCAAUGUUAUUACCCUAGUACUACUGUGCUCAAGAUAUUACAACUUAUUGCCUUGUGAGUGCUACAGUUAUACUCAUUCUGGCAUCUAAAAUCACUCUAAUUUCAUUAUAUAACCCAUUUGCAAACUAACCAGGUAAGUAGGUUAAUGUUACUGCAUUUUCUAUAGAAAUAAGACAUCAUGGAAACUAUUUCACACUGUGAUCUGCGAUCAUCCUCAAAAAUACAGAUGAUAUACAUAUGCAUAAUUAUAUGUAGAUUCUAAAUCUUUUAACUUCCAAAAAGUCAAAAACAAACACUGAACAUAAAAGCCAGUUAGACAGUGAAGAGCAGUAACAUGAAAAAAGGUUGUAGUUAGAGGCUUAUUAUUCUUCCAAUGUGGUUUUCUGAUUUCCUCCCUGUUAACUUGUCUUUCAAAAGUUUGAGAUAGCUUGUGCUAUCAUGCAAGCACACUCAGUUCCUGAGUGUGAAAUAAGUCAGAAUCAUAUAACGCCUUCGCAGUUUAGUGUCAGUUUGUGGCUUACAGGCCUGUUGCAUCUGUGAAAGAAUGUAUCAGUGACAGAAAUGACUGCCUUGAGCUACAAUCGGACCACACACGAAAAGCUGUAGCUGUUUAAAAUGAUGACAACUGAGGUGAAUAUAAUUAAAAGAUGACUUCUACUUUA
Dicentrarchus labrax (European seabass) is the source of this 2504-nucleotide messenger RNA. It is a transcript of the gene plek, whose product is annotated as pleckstrin. NCBI's taxonomy places the organism in Eukaryota, Metazoa, Chordata, Actinopteri, Moronidae. Gene Ontology annotation, biological process: intracellular signal transduction; actin cytoskeleton organization. Bases 118 to 1170 code for a protein of 350 amino acids. The record is from RefSeq and is a predicted model, not a curated record. The transcript has 9 exons. Gene Ontology annotation, cellular component: plasma membrane.